Trematosphaeria pertusa is the source of this 3775-nucleotide messenger RNA. Its product is annotated as DUF726-domain-containing protein. The transcript has 3 exons. The record is from RefSeq and is a predicted model, not a curated record. Lineage: Eukaryota; Fungi; Ascomycota; Dothideomycetes; Pleosporales; Trematosphaeriaceae. The annotation marks the transcript as partial.
GACCCUACCUGUACAUACACACUUACUUCUCCUUGUACUCACUUCCGCUUCGCGCUAUAUCCUUUUAAUUUUCUGCUAAGCCUCUCUCCAUGCGCGCGACCUAGCUCAAACACCAUGACCGAUUCGGCAUCCGGCCCCCCUACCGAGGGGAAAUCUACAGACGGCGCAGACCCGCCGAACAAACCAAACCUCGAGGCGGAAUACGACGAUUUUGGACUGCCUAUAAGGAAACCGCGGCCUAGGACGCCGGCGACCCAAACUUCAGACUCAGAAGAGGACGAGUUCAAGGAUGCGUUGGGAUCCAAGUCAGCGAGCCAAGAGAAGGUUGCGCUGCCGGAGAAGGGCACAGUGAGCGCAGAGAACGUGCCUGAACAGAUGCCGGGGACGGUGAAAGAGAAGGCAGAAUCGACACCGGUGGCCAAUGGCCAUAUGGCACUAGAGAUGGACGAACCCGCACCCAAGGAGCAACCCCCGCAAGCCAGGGACGAGACUUCGGGUGGCCCAAAGCCCGCAGGCCCGGUAGACAAGCGCAAGAGUGUCCCACCCGGAACUGUACAUGGACACAAUCCUGCCGCCAUAUCCGAAUACUCCCACCAGCAGCUAGCCCCUAACACACGCGGAGACGAGAAGCGGGAUGAGAACAACGAUGACGAGUGGCAGGCAAUGCCAGCGUAUGCGCACUACGACAUGUAUGAUGAUGAUAAUAAGCUCAUUGCGAAGGAGAAUGUAGAGGAGCUCGAGGACAUGCACGGCUACGGGAAUCUUGGAGGCGCCGCAAAGGGGUAUACGCGUGUGGUUAUGGACGAAGAUGUCGAAUCGCAAACGAGCAUGGAUGACAAUACGGCAUAUCUGUUCAAGGACAAGGGAACGGCUCUGUGGGACGAGGAUGAGGCCGCCCGGGAUCCGCUGUCGCAGAUGCAGACAACCAAGAACCUUCUCACCGAAGGCCAGCGCAUAGCUUACGUCGGCUUGGUCCGGUUAGCCAUGGCGGAGAUGGAAAACAGGCUCUCCGAAUUCGAAAAAGGCAACAAAACCACAAAGAAAGUCGUCGAUUUGGCGCAGGAGACGACCAGGAUGUGGUCUCAGAAGAUGAUGGUCCGGCUAUACUCGCACAUGGAUAUCGACGCAUCCGAGCAAGUCAUGAUAGAGCAACUCUCAGAGCACGGAGUAGUCCCACCCGAUCUGACGCCUGCUCUCAUGCAGAACGCUCGAGUAAAAAAUCCAGCUGCAGAGGAGUCAGAGUCAGCCAAAGACACAGAUUCUGUUAGGCCAUCCAUCUCUUCUCCACGUCCGGAUUCGCAUUCCGAAAAGUCCAAAUCUGCGUCGAGUCUACAUGUUAGUGACCCUUCCAAAAGCCCUUCCCCACCACCCUACCAGGAUCAUGAAGGCGAGGACCUACCGGCGGUCCGAACUCCUUCACAACUUCCUCACACGAAAAACUUGGAUAUUGAUCUCCGGUGGACUAUUCUCUGCGACCUAUUUUUGGUUCUCAUUGCGGAUUCAGUAUACGAUGCCCGCUCGAGACAACUUCUGGAACAGGUUGGAAAGUAUCUAAGCGUCGAUUGGCUUGAGAUAUGCCGCUUCGAAAAGAGGGUUACGGACGCCCUGGAGAUGCAGGAGGAGGCCAACAAAGAGAACUGGAACGAGGACGAUCACAUGGAGAAUCGACGGAAGAGAGCACGCAAUAAGCGUAUUGCCCUGAUGGGACUCGCAACGGUAGGCGGCAGUCUUGUGAUUGGACUGUCUGCUGGUCUUCUUGCACCUGUCAUCGGUGCGGGUCUCGCCGCUGGUUUCACCACCAUAGGUGUAGCUGGUACGAGUGGUUUCCUGGUCGGCGCGGGCGGCGCAGCCAUCAUUACGACGACUGGGGUCCUCAGCGGCGGCACGAUCGCUGUGAGGGCUGCGGACAGACGGACAGGAGCCGUCAAGACGUUCGAAUACAGACCGCUCCAUAACAACAAGAGAGUUAAUCUUAUUGUCACGUUAGCCGGGUGGAUGAACGGUAAUCUCGACGACGUCCGGUUGCCUUACAGUACGGUAGAUCCCGUCAUGGGAGACAUAUACUCCGUGCUUUGGGAGCCCGAGAUGCUACGAAGUAUGGGUGACACUAUCAACAUUCUCGCCACCGAGGCUCUCACACAAGGUCUCCAACAAGUGCUUGGGAGCACGAUUCUUAUUGCGCUCAUGGCUGCUAUCCAACUGCCCGUUGCCUUAACCAAAUUGUCAUACCUCAUCGACAAUCCGUGGACUGUUUCCCAAGCCCGAGCAGACAUGGCUGGGCUCAUUCUCGCUGAUUCUCUCAUCGAUCGCAACCUCGGAACCCGGCCUAUCACUCUUGUUGGGUUCUCGUUAGGCUCUAGGGUCAUCUAUUCGUGUCUAAAGGAGCUUGCAAAACGAGGAGCUGUGGGUCUCGUGCAGAAUGUCUACAUGUUCGGAACACCAGUCGUUGCCAAUAAGGAAGAGUACACCAGGUCAAGGGCUAUCGUCCCCGGUCGAUUCGUCAACGGAUACGCGACAAAUGACUGGAUUUUAGGCUACCUGUUCCGAGCGACUAGCGGUGCAAUUUCGAAAGUGGCAGGCCUUGCCCCGGUUGAAAUCCCAGGUGUCGAGAAUUUCAAUGUCACCGAGCUAGUACCCGGUCACAUGGCCUACCGAACGGCUAUGCCUAGACUCCUCCGCGAAGUCGGCUGGAUAGUCGAAAGCGACGAAUUCUCGGAAAUCGAAGAUCCCGACCCAGAAAAUCACGAGAAGCGACAGCGAGAGCUCAUUAACGAGAUUGAAGAAGCUCGCAAAGAGCUAGAGAAGAAACCAGAAAAGAAAGGUGCAUUCAGCUUCUGGCGUAAGAAGAAGGUGGAGAAGAAGGAGUGGGAGGUGUAUGACGAGAAGUCGCAGGCGGCCGGAAUCAACAAGGAUGACGAUCCGGCGAAGAUUGCAGAGAAUCCAGUACUGUUUGACAUCGAUGCCAUCAAAGCUGAAGUGGCAGCUCUCUCUGCAGAUGGUAUCGAAGUCAAGGAGAUCAAAAGCACCCUGCCGCCGAUGAAGAUCGACAUAGCCGCAACAUCGCCGAGCCCGUACUCCUCCCUUCGCGAAACUAAGAGUUACAACGACAGUUUAGGGGUAGCACCUUUAUCGAACUUUGGCGGCAGCACGAGCAAUCUCUCAACGCACUCCAACGGUGACCCCUCGACCAACGGUGCUCUAAAGAAGAGCUUUGAAGAGUACGACGAGAUGGCUGACGGUGGGGGAGGCAUGACGAUGACGUUCGACUCUUCAUUCAAAGAUGCCCCACCAGUACCCGCAUCAAAAUCACCUAUUCCUUCUAUUCCUUCAUAUGAGCCUCCGGCAAAGGCGUCUUGGGAUACACCAAGCUGGAACGACACACCCGCAGAACGGCCAGCGCUACGAUCGUCAGCCACGGCGCCGAAUCCGAACGUUAACCUAACCCCUGGGUACAACGCCUGGGCAGACGAAUUCGAGGACGACUUUGGGAAGGAGAGGGAGAUGAAGAUGACUUUUGAGUAAAGACUUCGCUUGCUUGCUUCAUGUCGAUAAUUGGAGAAUGAGGUUGCAUCAAGAUCUGUUGUAUGAUACGCAUUUUCAGCGCGCAUUCAUGGGGCGGCGUUCGGGCUCACUUGUUCUGGGUCAUUCACCACUGGCAUGGGCGGUAGCCCUUUUGCAUCUAUUCCUCCUUCAUUUCUGUGUAUUCUAUUCUGAGAUCGAUGGAAUGGAAUACCUUAUCCGUAGUCCACAACAACUCGCGAGAGUAUUUAGUGGG